Messenger RNA from Podarcis raffonei (Aeolian wall lizard), 3153 nucleotides. It is a transcript of the gene OTULINL, whose product is annotated as OTU deubiquitinase with linear linkage specificity like. Gene Ontology annotation, cellular component: cytoplasm. The record is from RefSeq and is a predicted model, not a curated record. The transcript is spliced from 8 exons. Gene Ontology annotation, molecular function: cysteine-type deubiquitinase activity. Lineage: Eukaryota; Metazoa; Chordata; Lepidosauria; Squamata; Lacertidae. The coding region runs from base 258 to 1220 and encodes 320 amino acids. Gene Ontology annotation, biological process: protein linear deubiquitination.
CCGGUGUCGCCUUUGUGUCCGCCAGCAGCGGGCGGAGUGAGGCUGGUGUCGCGCCUUCUCCCUUCCUUUCUGCCGCCUCCACUCACCCGCGCCCGCCCUCUGAGUGCGCCGCAGGCAAGAAGAGGCCCGAGCAGCUGCGGAGGCGGUAAGGAAGACCAGUCCGCUGUCAACGGCUCUUCUCCGAGAGCUUCCCCGAGGGCGAGACCCGGGGAUAGAAUGAUGUACCCUCUUAGAUCAGAGCUGUCAAUCACCCCUCCAUGUUGCAAGCUGUAAAGGGACAGUUGGCAUUAACCAUGACUCUUCUUGCUACUGCUCUGUGGUAUUGCAGACAACUCUAUACAUAUAUUGCUCAUUUGCUAAAAUGGUGGAGCAGAUACCUGCAGAGAAAAUUCACAAAUAACCAAGGUGUUUCGGCUGAAGCUGAUUUGCUUGGCUACUGUGCAAAAGAAUGGAAAGAGGAAACAGAGCAGGCAAAACACAUGAGAAAGGCUUAUGAAGAGUUGUUUUGGAGACACCAUGUGAAAUAUGUACGGCAGGUCAGGGGAGAUAACUACUGUGUGCUGAGAGCUGUGUUGUUCCAGAUUUUCAGCCAAGGCAUUCCUCUUCCAUCGUGGACAAAGGCAACAGAUGUCCUAAAGCUCCCCGAGAAACUUCUUUAUUCUCAAGGCUGCAACUGGAUCCAGCAAUAUAGUUUUGGAUCAGAACAGUACACGGGCUCCAAUACACUGGGAAAAUUGCGUAGAUGCAUUGAAACGUUGAGAAGUCAGUGGAUGGAAGUCAGUAGUAUUAAAGACCCAUAUGAAAGAGGGAACUUGUGCAACGCCCUUUUUGCUGACGAAAGUUUGGAGCACAAACUGUACGAGGCCAUAAAAUUCAUCAUGCUCUACCAAGUAAUAGAAGCCUACGAAUGCUUGAACAACAAGCAAGAGUGCAUCCCAAGUUUUUUUAACCAGCUUUUUGUACGCGAUACCUCCUUGGACCCUUUGAGCUACAUGAUGAAUCAUCUGAACGCCAUAGGGGAGAGAAGAGGCCUCGAUCAGGUCGAACUGUUUCUCCUUGGGCAUUCUCUUGAUGUCAAGAUAACCGUUUACAGGUUGUGCAAGUUUAAUUCAGCCGUUUCCCAAGAAAGCUACACAGACGUGUAUCAGAGGGACUGGCCAGAAGUCUUUCUUCUGACUGAAGAUGACCGUCACUAUCACAUCCCUAUUAUCAGGAUGUAAAUCUAAUUUCUGGGGAUGCUGUCAGAACUGCCUGCCAUCGGAUCCCCCUGUUGAAGAACCAUAAAAUAUCCAAACUUUUUUUUUAAGAGUGACUCUAAUGCCAGGCUUAAAACUAUGAUCCAGGCCGUUUCUCAGCUUAAGCUGCCUCACAAGUUGUGAGGGUAACAUGUUUUAAGCCCAUAUAUUCCAUUCUCAAUGUCCCACCAGCAGCAUAUGCCUACUGAUAAACAUCUUUGGUAAUGGCACAAAUUGGAUGUGAGGGUCAGUUCACACAAUAUUGGUUUUGUGUGCUUUUUAAGAUCAGAUCACAUUGGGUGUAUCACAUAGACUUGUAAACUAAUAGCCAUUCCUUUUUCCCAGGGAACUCGCUCUGUGAAGGAAGUGGGAAUUUGACACAUGAUUCUCAACAAUAUCACCCACUUAAAAUUUGCAGGGAAAUCAUAUAGUGGCAUUGGUAUAAAGCCGGUAUUAAGUUGGUAAUGUAAAUGGGCGCUGUGAGGCUGUGAUCUAUGGACAGCUCAGUUUUACUUAUAUCAGUCAGUAUUGAUUGAUAACUAUACAGUCUCCAGUGUGGCCAAUCUUGCUUAUUUAACAGAAAUAAGGCCGUGCAUUGGGAUUGCUGAAAGCAAUAGUAUAUCAAGUCCUUCACAAACAUCACAGUAUUCUUUAAAGCCACUUACUUGCUUUGCAGUUAAAGGACCUUGUUAUACAUCCCAUUGUAAAAAAAUAAAGGGGGGGCGGUUACCAUUGACUAUACUUUGAAUCUUGUCUCCUUAGCAACCGAAGUUGUUUGCACAUGUAUUUUCCACAUUUGCACAGUUCAUUCUGUGCGAAAUAGUCCACAGGCAACAAUUAAUAUGGCAGACAGAUGUUGGGUUGCCAUCUGACAAUAAAGAUGCUGGGAAGAGCUAUUUGUGUUAACUCUGUUCAAGCACAUCACUUCCACUGCCUAUAACUGACCCAGAAUGCCAUGGGAUUUGAUAGGUCAUUACUGCCAGGAUGGUUAUGUUGUAUUAGUUUUGAAUAGGAUGCCUUAGAAUAUCCUAUGGUAGAAUUCAGAGCAUUGCAUUCGGCCGUCAUCAGAGCUGUGUAUACGUUCCACAUUCUGUGCCAAGAAAAGGAAAAGCCUGCCACCUAAGUAAAUUUGCAUAGUUCUGUGAUUUGCACUGUGCUGCAUGCUUUUUUCUGGUUUUGCCUGCCAUUUAGAAAGCCAAAGAGUUGCGCAAGGCACUGCUGCCAUAUCGCUAGCCAAUGCAAAUCUUAUUAAACUGCCCCGGUGACUGUCGAAAUCUCACCUACAAACUUUCAAACAUGCAUUCACAGCCAUAAGGAUUAGUAACCUACUCUUUAUUAUUAUUACUUUGAAAAAGCUGAGAUUCUCAUACUGCUGAAUUAUCCAAUCAAUGCCCCUUUUUGCACUCCUUGCACUCAUAUGGAGUCGCAACAUAUGCAGAGCCUAGGCCGUAUUCUUUUUUAGAAAGGGUAAUUGCAACUAUUUCAAAGUAAUCACUGCAGUACCCUAUUCCCCUCAAAAUGUACUUGAACAUUUUCAACUUGCAUUUUUGGUGAAAAUGUUAAGCCUCUGGCUUUGUAAUACUGAAUAGAUUUCAUAUUGAUUCAUUUCUUUGAAGAAUGGUUUGUAAAUCACUUGUGAUCUUUACAUCAGUGUUGUUUAAUCUUCCUAAGAAUAGAUCAUAUUAAGCACUGUGUGCUUUUGGUAGCAGAGGCUAAAUUUAUUCCGUGUUGUAGAGCAAAUUUCUCUUUCCAGUUUGUGUAUAUAUGCGUUGCGCAAAACCGUCAUAUCAAAAUGAGUUGUCGAGUAUUGUAAGUAAGCUCCGGGAGUUGUGUUGAUUUGAUGUCUUCUGUGACUUUGCAAACUUCAAAACAAAUCUAGAACCCUCCACUUGCUUAAAUAAAUAUAUUUAUUACUACA